AUCACGCGUGGUACAAUUGAAUCAUUUGUGCUGAGGAAAAUGCAGCAAUGUUGAUGCAAAAGCAGUGCUUCCCAAGGAGGAGUCAUAUUUCGUCACAGAUUUUACGUUGUUCCGAAACGAUGAUGCGACAGAGUAGUUAAAUGAUAUGAGAGAGAGACGCAUUUAUACACGUGUGUACGGUUGACGCGCACGAGAAGGCAGGAAAAAACUGGACUGCUCCGAUAGUGUGCGUGUGCAGCAUCACACUCGAGCGAAACAUGGUGCAAAGCCGCGAGAGUGAGUUAGCAAAUGGCCGAACGCGCGCGUUCGUUCACCGUGAGAAACCAGAAAGAGGAAAGAAUUUGUGUGCGGUUUUUGGAAAGCGCAUCUUUACCACUAACAUAUUUAUAUAGUAGUCAAUCGUGCCUGCACUUUAUUGUCAUCUGUUUCACGUGCCAUACGCGAUAACUGUUUCAGCUGCACAUAAAAUAAAUCUUAUAAUGCAUAACAUUUUACAUACAUGAAAAAACGAUGGACGGUACUUUAAUGGUGCACAAAGUUAUAUCAAACCACAAAAACAUCGAAACAAGAUUCAAGGUUAUAAUCGUGCAGUUAGAAAUUAUGCUGAAAUUAUCUACAUCAUUCGGACGAGUGUAGAAAGUACUCCAGAACAGCGUUUGCACUAGAAGUCAUGUUUACUACAAACAACAUCCAAUCGGCAACGGGCACACCGAUCGGCAUACAGUAUCAAACAACUACCACCAACGAUAUCAAUAAAGGCAACAAACUGGAGGGUCAAAAGCCAAAUCAGCAAGCACCGGAGUUUUCAACGUUUUACGCCAAUGUGAAUAUGAUACAAAAGCUAACGCCAACGUCACAGGCACUGAGCACCGUGAAUUUGGCGCAGCUUUCCGAUGAAACAAAGACAGUGCAAUACAUACAACCGUUUGGUUAUGCAAACUGUGCGCUGGUCAACCAGAUGCCGAUACCGAAUGGCGUUACCGGGAUCACUGUCGAUGGGAGACAGCUAGUUGUCAACAAACCCAUUACGGUAUGCAUUUUAGGCAAAUUUCUAGGCACGAACAAUUUAACAUUAUUUUCCAUCCAUUCGCAGAACACCAUUUCUAACAUCAGUUUCAAGUGCGAUGUGUGCGGUUUGAUGUUCAACCAUUUGACGUUGCUGAACCACCACAAGCGUACCCACAAUCAGGAUGGGGAAACAACAUCGGAUGCCAUUACGGUAGUAACGCAAGCUCAGAAUUUAGUGCAGGCACAAAAUCUCAUCUCCGAAACGGGUCAAAACCUUGGUCAGAUUCAGAUUGUCGCCACGGAAGCGCUUGAUCCGGCACCACAACAACAGCUCCAACAUGCCCAGGACGCUCAGCAACAACAAGCCCAGGCACAGGCCCAGGUACAGGCGCAACAGCAAGCGCAACAGCAGCAGGUCCAGCAGCAGCAACAACAACAGCAAGCGCAACAGCAGCAACAGGUUGCAACGCAUACGACCAAGGCGGACAAAUCGCAGAAGUGCAUCUCCUGCAACGGACCCAUCCAUAGCAAUCCGAAACGAAAGGGACCGAAGCUGAUACGCUGCGAAACCUGCAUCAAUAAUGAUGGUGCACAACCGGUGGCCAGAACGACACAAAUCUUUGUUGCACCAGACGGUGACAUCAAAUUCGAAAUUGGCGAAAUACCGAACGCAUCUAACAGCAACUCGUCUAUGGAUUCGCUGAUGCCGGGACAAAUGAACACGAUCAAGGCUGAGCAUUCGCUUAUAACACAACCGAACACACAUCCGGUUAAAAAACGUAAUGCCGCCACAGUAACGAAAUGUAACAAAUGUAACGGAUCUGGUGUAAUUAUAGUUGGUGCUGCCCAAAAGAAGCUAAUGCACUCAUCACAAAUACAUCAGCAGCCUGAAAAGCCGUUCACCUGUAAUACGUGUGGAGGACGUUUCUCGCGCUAUUCCAGUCUGUGGUCGCACAAGAAGUUGCACACGGGUGAAAAAAAUUAUAAGUGUAAUGUAUGCGGUAUAGCAUUUGCAAAAGCUGUUUAUCUAAAGAACCAUAUGCGCAUCCAUACCGGUGAAAAGCCGUACAAAUGUGGAACCUGCGGAAUGCAGUUUUCACAAUCGCCGCAUUUGAAGAAUCACGAGCGAACUCAUAGCGGAGAGAAGCCUUACGUAUGUGAGGUGUGCGAUAAAGGUUUUGCACGUCAUGCCACACUCUGGAACCAUCGCCGUAUACACACCGGAGAAAAACCGUACAAAUGUAACCGCUGUCAGUCCGCAUUCAGUCAGGCAGCUCAUCUUAAGAAUCACGAAAAGGUACACUCCGGUUUAAAACCUUUCAAGUGUGACAUCUGUUCGGCCUCUUUUGCCGAUCGUUUCGCGCUGAAGAGGCAUCGUGGUAUUCAUGAAAAAUAUGGUCAAACUACUCCACUCCAUCAGAAUCAACAGCAACAACAACAAGCGUCCCAGCAAGUAGUCACACAACAGGUGGUCCAUAAAGAGGAAGUAAUCGAAAUGGAAGAAAAGCCUCGAGAUGUCAUCAUUGGAAUGUAGAAAGGUUCUCACAAUCUUAAGCGUGUAGUUCCGAUCUAUUACAGAAUUAUUUGUGCGACGGUAAUGAUACACACGUGUACAAAGUGUGAACAUUUUAUGUACUACGGAAUGGCAGAAGCGAUCCAUGGAAUCGUGUAAAUGCAUUACUUUAUGUAAAAUUUGUAUGGUUAUAGUAUAGUCGCAUUAGAGCGGUUGUUUGCUGCACAUGGUUAAGAAUUCAUUUCCUCCAUCCAUGAUACAUUCAUAAAGCUAUCCUAUGUAAGGAAUGCUAGACUCAUGGAAAAACAUAUUGCAGAAGAUGAGAAAAAUGUGCUUCCCUAUCUAUCAUCAAACGGCCGUAACGCGCGUUGUUAAGGGAAAGAACAACUCUGGAACGAAACUUAUUCCAAAAAGGAAUAAUGAUGCUAACAAUUACAGCACAUAGUUAAGCUCUUCCCUACAGUUAUCCCAUUUUUCCAGAUUUUCGGGCCGGAAAUCGGUUUUUAAUACAUACACACUGUUUACAAGGAAAGACUGUACAAUGAAUUACAGGGCAACAUUUGUAAACAAAGUACAGUGCAUCGUUCAGCUAGUGCUGAUUGCUAUCUAACUUCAAUUUUAAGUUCAGUCUUUUUGCUUAAAAGAAAUCUUAACAUAAGAGAGCAUUUGGAAAAGAAAUGUAAGCGUAUGCGAUUAAGAGAAUAUUGACAUUCACAGAUAAACAAUUUGUGGUAAUGUGGUAGGUGUUAUUAAUUUAAUGACAACUAUUAUAACAGAUACGUUUAUUGGCAUAUGCAAGUACGAUUAAAUCAAUUAUUAUUAUGAUUUUUUUCCAAUUUCAAUAGCGCUUUCAUUGUUUGGUGAUUCCCUUUUUUCAGUAUAGCGAUUUUCUGAUCAAUCUAUAAAUUUCGCAUAGCAAGUUUCUAGGACAAACAGGUCAUAUCGAUCACCUUGGUGGAACAUAAUAGGUGGAAAAGUAAGAAAAAUUUACGUUAGCCAGUUAAGAAACUGUGUCGAUUUUAAUAUCGUACAUCAAUUCAUGCGUCCCUCUUUAAAAAGCGCUGCAAACGUAUUUAAGUGAUGACACACAUAACAACAAAUAGAGCAACCCCAGACCCGACAAAUCUCUACCAAUUCACCAUGGUAAUUGUUCAUUAUUGAACCAUAAAGCCAUUUCCCGAGUUA
This is a messenger RNA of Anopheles funestus (African malaria mosquito), 3706 nucleotides long. RefSeq names its product zinc finger protein 184 (gene Clamp). Gene Ontology annotation, cellular component: nucleus. Bases 671 to 2542 code for a protein of 623 amino acids. The record is from RefSeq and is a predicted model, not a curated record. Gene Ontology annotation, biological process: central nervous system development; regulation of transcription by RNA polymerase II. Gene Ontology annotation, molecular function: DNA-binding transcription factor activity, RNA polymerase II-specific; RNA polymerase II cis-regulatory region sequence-specific DNA binding. The transcript is spliced from 10 exons. NCBI's taxonomy places the organism in Eukaryota, Metazoa, Arthropoda, Insecta, Diptera, Culicidae.